Molecule: messenger RNA, 1412 nt
Organism: Rhizopus microsporus ATCC 52813
Lineage: Eukaryota; Fungi; Mucoromycota; Mucoromycetes; Mucorales; Rhizopodaceae
Exons: 5
Coding region: 352-1305 (317 amino acids)
Source: RefSeq, a predicted model, not a curated record
AAAAAAAAAAUGUUGUUCUUUUUGUUCGUUCGCAGAGAUACAAAAACUAUGUCCUCUAGUGAUAUUGUAAAUUCCAACAAAACCAUUAUUUUGUUGAAAAAAACAUGUCCUUAUUGCGACAGGUCGUAUCAGUCGAAUCAAAAAGCCGUGAACCAUAUCGCUGCUAUUCAUCAGAAAAAAGUGGAACGUCUUCUCUCUGGUCACCGUAAUUUUAGUAUGUACAGUCAAGCGAAUGUUCAAAAGUAUGAACGACUUGGCUACUCCAUCGUGGUUCAUUAUGGUUGUGUCUCUUGUAAGGAGACCUUCGUUGUGAAAGAGGAACUGCGAAAGCAUUGUGACUUGAGCCAUGUCAUGGCAUCUCAGCCUGAAAAUGGGAUCAUUACUGCGCCUGACGAUAUAAUCAAGUUAGGCUGGAUUUUUUGUUGCCCAGACAAUGACCAUCUUGUCUUUCAGAACAUCGACAUUACCAAGGGUUUUCACGAAUUUAGCCAUUAUGUGAAAACGAUCAUUGACGAACCGCGUCUCUUGACGUACGAAUCCCAUGUCCAGCACGUCUUGGCAUUGUCAUCAAUCCUCUUGCUAAAGCCAUCCCGCACCAACAGUGAUCUUCACCAGUUCAUAGGACGUGAAAUAUGUGAAGGCCUUAUUGGAUAUUUGCUGGAAGGAUAUGGCAUUCGGUCGUGCGAAUUUGAUCAAUAUACUCGGCUUGAUGCUGAAAAAAUCGUGAAGAAUUGCAUCAGAAAGAAGAUUACAGAGUUCCAAGAUUCUCAAAAAUUGAUGGCUCUCAUGGUUGCCAGCAACGAUGUCCACAACAGGAUACUAUUUUGCUUUCGAAAUCUACUUGAACAAUUACCACUGGAACCAAUCAGUCAGAAGGUUGAUGAAUUGGAGUUGAUUACAAGAUAUACCACUGCGGCUAUCAGUCCAUUGUUGGAAAACCUCAUGAAGCACGUCAUGUUUCGCUGGACUUCUGUUGCCAAUGACGAGUGCAAAUCCAGUGAGAUGUCAUUGUUACUGGCCAGACCUGAUUCUACAAUCAGCAUGGUGAUAGGCACGGAGAUCGGGCAAACAGUAGGAUAUGGAGAAGUGAAACCGGCAUCCCAUGCGCUGAAUCACAAGCUAGUCGGAAAAGACUUAGUGCGAUUGGCGCUCUUAGCAAAAAACGCUAUUGAUACGUAUCGUAGCAAAUUUGUCCUGUCGUUUCUUGUCGUUGGUAAGUUUUUCUGUUUUUAUUUUGAAUGCAAAAAAAGACAUAUUAACACUCUUUCUUUGAUUUUUAUCAUGUUGAAUAAGGACAUCAUGUGACAUUCUAUUUGACUGAUGGUACAAGAAAUGGCUUCUAUCCAAUGGUCGAAAUUGCCCAUAUUCAGUUGCCAAUGUCUUUGAAAGAACUUCCACUUUUCAUCGCACAA